AUGGAAAACAAUCACUGGUGCUAUUGGCUGCCAUUGGCUGCCAAUGGUAUAUCGCCAGUCGAGGCCGCAGUGGAUCUGCAAAGGGGUCGCAAUGAGGUGGGAACGGUAGAAAGGUGGAAAGAGGGCGAGAGCAGCGGAAAGCAUAAUAUCGUCUGGCGGUGGCGCGCGUUUGCACUGCAUGCGGUCACUCCCCUUGAUCACCCUCGACACACCUCCAUUUCACCUCUCCUCCGCCCAGCACUCCGAGACUUCAGCCCUUUCUACCUUGACUCUCUCCCAAUCACACUAUCCCGGCUUUCAUUCGGUGCCCCAUGGGACUGGUACUGGCCCAACAGCUUCAUCGCCAACUGGCCUCGAAUCUCGGAGAUUGGGCACCCUCACGCCUCGACUCUUAAUCUCAAGCCCGCCUCAGACGGCCUUUCCAUUCAUGCAAGUACCGUCAAGCUGGUGAAUGUACUGCUUGCGGGAACCACGCUCGGCUCGACCCAACCUUUUACCAUGUCUGACCCGCAACGAGAGGGUGAGGAGCCGGCCCAGACCCCCACGACGCCGCUGCGCAGGGAGCGCGCACCCACCAUCACCAUCGAUACCUCCGCGGUGAACUCCCCCGAUAGCACCCGGUCGGCCGUUCAGAUUCUUUCGGGUCCCGUGCAACCGUCGCUCCAUCUGGCCACCGACACAAUCGAGUCGCAUGACUCGGGCGCGCACUACAAUGGCUCCGGCUCCCCCACGGACAUGAGGUCCCCGGCCUCGCUCCGCUCCAAUGCCUCAUCGGAAGCUCGAGAUCGCGAAAGCCGGCCCACCUCGCCGCAUAACAUCUCGUCCCCCAAAUCCAAGGUACCCGAGGCGCAUUCCCAUUUCUUAUCGGUCCCCGGCACGAGGUCACGCGGCAAUUCGCUGGAGUCCGAGGAUACAAGCCAAACAUCCAGCACCUACGGCGGAGAUACCUUUGUGCCCGCGGCCUCGCACGGAUCCAACGUCGAUUUGAUAAAAAAUGCCAACAACAGCGAUGACGAGGACGCACUCACUCCAGACCCGGGCCGGGAAGACGAAUUCGAGGUGGAGAAUAAUAAGUUUGCCUUCUCGCCUGGUCAGCUCAAUAAGCUCCUGAACCCCAAGAGUUUCGGCGCAUUCCGUCAACUGGGUGGAUUGCGGGGACUGGAAAAGGGCUUGCGGACCGAUGUUCGGAGUGGGCUGAGUGUGGAUGAGUCUACAUUGGAGGGGGGUGUGGAGUUUGCCGAUGCGACUACAACGGAAUCGAUGCCCAAGUCAGCCUCGCCAACCGGACCAACCCCAGCAACUACAGAAGGAGGAGAAACUAAGUCAGAAUCCGACGAGUCAUUUGUGGACCGGAAGCGGGUUUAUGGAGUGAACAAGCUGCCGGAGAGGAAAUUGAAGACAAUUUGGGAAUUGGCAUGGAUUGCAUACAAUGACAAAGUGCUGAUCCUGUUGACGAUUGCCGCUGCUGUCUCCCUGGCUGUGGGUAUCCCGCAGUCACUGCACCCGGCAGACCCCAAUGAGCCGGGCGUGGAGUGGGUGGAAGGUCUUGCCAUUCUCGUUGCCAUUAUCAUUGUGGUUACUGUUGGCGCUGCAAAUGAUUGGCAGAAGGAACGACAAUUUGCCAAGCUGAACAAGAAAAAGGAGAACAGACUGGUCCAAGUGAUACGAUCCGGGAAGACCAUUGAGAUCUCGAUUCACGACGUGCUUGUCGGCGACGUCAUGCAUCUCGAACCCGGUGACAUGGUACCCGUCGAUGGUAUCCUCAUUGACGGUCAUGAUGUUAAAUGCGAUGAAUCUUCGGCCACCGGUGAAUCAGACCUUUUGCGAAAGACCCCUGGCGACGAAGUCUACCGAACACUCGUGCAACACGAAGACCUCCGUAAGAUGGACCCCUUUAUUGUGUCUGGUGCAAAAGUAUCCGAAGGCGUGGGGACAUUCCUGGUUACUGCCGUCGGUGUACAUACCACUCACGGCCGGACAAUGAUGUCUCUUCAGGAGGAGGGCGAAACAACUCCGCUGCAAACCAAGUUGAACAAGCUGGCCGAAUACAUUGCCAAGCUUGGUCUGGCUGCUGGUCUUCUUCUGUUCGUUGUGCUCUUCAUCAAAUUCCUCGUGCGCCUCAAGGACAUGGAUGGCGGCGCGGACACAAAGGGACAGGCUUUCCUGCAGAUCUUCAUCGUCGCUGUUACUAUUGUUGUCGUUGCCGUACCCGAGGGUCUACCAUUGGCAGUAACUCUUGCACUCGCUUUUGCAACGACACGGAUGAUCAAAGACAACAAUCUGGUCCGCUUUCUCAAAGCAUGCGAGACUAUGGGCAAUGCGACAACUAUCUGUUCUGACAAGACUGGGACCCUGACCCUCAACAAAAUGAGCGUUGUUUCUGCUACCCUGGGAACCACAUCUCGAUUCGGAGAUAAGUCUGGCUCCGACCAGUCCGAGGAUCCCUCUGCUUCUGAAUUCGUUUCUGCGCUGUCGCCAUCUGUCAAGGACCUACUGCUGCAGUCUAUCGUCCUUAACUCCACCGCAUUCGAGGGAGAGCAGGAAGGCGUGAAGACGUUUAUUGGUUCUAAGACGGAGACCGCCCUUUUGUCCUUCGCACGCGACUAUCUCGGCAUGGGAGCCCCGGCUGAGGCCAGAGCCAAUGCAAAACUCGCGCAGAUGUUCCCGUUCGACUCGGCCCGCAAGUGCAUGGCAGUGGUCGCGCAGAUGGAGAACGGCAAGUAUCGGAUGCUGGUCAAGGGUGCUGCAGAGAUCUUGAUGAACAAGUCAACUCGGAUCAUUCGUGAUCCCACCGAUGCUCUAGCUGAGGCUCCGCUGUCGGACGAGGACCGGUCCACGCUGGACAAUACAAUCGUUAGCUACGCUUCGCGUUCGCUGCGGUGCAUUGCCCUUGUAUACCGUGAAUUUGACCAAUGGCCACCCCGCGGAGCGCCUACAUCCGAAUCAGAUCGCAGCCAGGCAGUCUUCGAGCCCCUUUUCAAGGACAUGACGGUUCUUGGCCUUGUCGGUAUCCAAGACCCGGUUCGACCUGGUGUUGCGGAAGCAGUGCACACAUGCCAGCGCGCUGGUGUCUUCGUCCGCAUGGUCACCGGUGACAAUAUCCUGACGGCCAAGGCCAUCGCUGAAGAGUGUGGUAUCUAUACGCCGGGGGGCAUUGCUAUUGAAGGCCCCAAGUUCCGCAAGCUGAGCACGCGUCAAAUGAAUCAGAUCCUCCCUCGACUCCAGGUCAUUGGCCGGUCAAGCCCUGAAGACAAAAAGAUCCUCGUGAAUGCUCUGAAGAAGCUUGGAGAGACUGUUGCAGUUACUGGUGAUGGUACCAAUGACGCCCAGGCGUUAAAGAACGCCGAUGUUGGUUUCGCGAUGGGUGUCACUGGCACUGAAGUGGCCAAGGAGGCAUCGGAUAUUAUCUUGAUGGAUGACAACUUUGCAUCUAUUGUCAAGGCCAUGGCAUGGGGCCGCACGGUCAGCGACGCAGUGAAAAAGUUCCUCCAAUUCCAAAUCACGGUCAAUAUCACUGCUGUAAUUCUCACCUUUGUCUCGGCGGUUGCUAGCAGCACGGAAGAUUCGGUUCUCAGUGCGGUGCAACUUCUGUGGGUCAACCUGAUCAUGGAUACCUUUGCCGCCCUUGCACUCGCAACAGACCCGCCAUCGCCUUAUGUUCUUGAUCGCCGACCGGAAUCAAAAGCGUCGCCCCUUAUCACCACCACCAUGUGGAAGAUGAUUAUUGGACAGUCGAUCUACCAGCUGGUUGUGACAUUUGUGCUGAACUUUGCUGGAAAGUCCAUCUUCCCCUGGGAUGAUGGUCAUAUGCAAACAGUGGUCUUCAACACCUUCGUCUUCAUGCAGAUUUUCAACCAAUACAAUUCUCGCCGCAUUGAUAAUAAGCUUAAUAUCAUGGAGGGCAUCUGGCGCAACAAAUGGUUUAUUGGCAUCCAGGUCAUCAUUAUUGGAGGUCAAGUCCUGAUCAUCUUCAUCGGUGGCGCAGCCUUCUCUGUGAAGCGCCUCGACCAGGGCUCCCAGUGGGCUGUCAGUCUUGUGCUUGGAGCUCUCUCGGUCCCUAUCGCCGUGGUCAUCCGCCUUAUCCCCGAUGAAUUUGCCAGCAAACUCGUCCCGCACUUCUGGUACCCCCGCCAGCACAAGAAGGGACCUGAACUCGUCGUCUCAGACGAAGACCGCCGCUAUGAGUGGAACCCGGCUUUGGAAGAAAUUCGUGACCAGCUGCAGUUCCUCAAGGCUGUCCGCGGUGGUCGGCUGCGACACCUCCGCCACAAGCUGCAGAACCCGCAGGAAUUCCUACCCCGUUCUCGCAGCGGAUCUCGCUCGCGCGAGUCUUCCGCUCCGCCCACGCCAAACGGUGACAAUGGCAGCCCGCCUCCUGGCCCGUCGACCCCCGAGUCCCGGUCCCGCCGCAACACCCGGUCCCGCUCUAACUCAACCUUUGGCCCCGCUGCUGCUAUGGCCGGUAUCGUGGCUGGGAGCAUUGCUGGAUGGUCUCCCAUUGAGCGGAAUCACGACGAGGCGGACUCGAUCAUGUUCUCGACCAGCGCUGUGCAUGGCGGUUUGGACCAGCAGCAAGGUAUUGAAAUUCACCCCGACACUGCACCUGACGACCGCGUGGUCAGCGAGUAUUCUGCCAACUCCAAGACACCACCCAGCCAGAACCCGGACCUCAUCCCCUUCUUCGAACAUGCGCCUCCCGCUACUGCGACUACAGAGCGAGCACCGUCCAGCCGGAGUCGCCGAUCUCUUUCUCAGCGAUCUCGCUCAAGUCAAAGCCAUUCGCAGGUUUAA
This is a messenger RNA of Penicillium canariense, 4791 nucleotides long. It is a transcript of the gene pmcA, whose product is annotated as putative P-type calcium ATPase. The transcript has a single exon. Gene Ontology annotation, biological process: intracellular calcium ion homeostasis; calcium ion transmembrane transport. NCBI's taxonomy places the organism in Eukaryota, Fungi, Ascomycota, Eurotiomycetes, Eurotiales, Aspergillaceae. Gene Ontology annotation, molecular function: ATP binding; ATP hydrolysis activity; P-type calcium transporter activity. Gene Ontology annotation, cellular component: membrane; intracellular membrane-bounded organelle. The record is from RefSeq and is a predicted model, not a curated record. Bases 1 to 4791 code for a protein of 1596 amino acids.